AUAGUUUCUCGGUUUCUCACAUUCCUAAACGUUGUGAGGUGGGCGGUAUCCGGAAGUGAUAAUGUACGUGUUGGAUUCUACGGCGUUUGUUGUUGAGUUGAGGAGGAGUUUGUGACGUUUGUGGUGAUGAAGCGGCUGACGAGAAAGUUACGAAGGGAUAACACUCGUUCUUUGUCUCCCACGCGAGUCCACUUCUCAGUGGAAAAGAGUACGGAACAUGGGUUUCCUCAUCGACCGUCGGCCAUGGCGUUUGACGAUUCUUUGAGUAUGCUGUUCAUCGGGACUCGUUCGGGUCAUCUCAGAGCCUAUGGACGUCCCGGCGUUGUUUAUUGUGGUGAACAUCAAGAUGAGAUGUGUGUAUUUCAAAUCAUGUGUCAUGGAAUGAACAAUCAAGUUGUGACACAGUGCCUAGACAACUACUUGUAUUUAUGGCAACUGAGAGAUGAAAAUGAUGAGCCAAAGAUUCACAUGAUUAAGAAUUACAGACUAGUUUCUGCAAGUUCAUUUGGAGGUGCUAAGGCAAUCUCAGUUUGUUGUCUACCAAAGAAAAGUCCUCAUCUGUAUAUUGGAACUGAAUCUGGUAACCUCUACAUUUUGCAAAUUGAAGGCUUUUUUCUGAAGGACAAUGUUGUUUAUUGGAACCAUGCUACUGCUGGGUUGCAGUCUCACACUAAGCUGCAUCCUGGCUCUAUUGUAGCUUUAGAAGUUCAUCCUCAUGAUAGGAACAAGCUACUGAUUGGUUUUGAGAAGGGUUCUCUUGUUUUGUGGAACUUUGACAAAAACCAGCCAGAGAGAACGUUUCCUCCUGUACAGUAUCUACAGUCUUUAUGCUGGCAUCCAGAUGGCAGACAGUUCAUCACAUCUCACUCAGAUGGUAGCUUUGCUGUUUGGACUGCUAAUAGUCGUAACCCCUUUCCAGAGAAAUCGACACCGUAUGACCCAGAUCAGUGUAAGAGGAUGGACAAAGUCAUAUGGAGAGGCUCAGACAGUAGUCCACUGGUAGUCUUUUCUGGUGGUAUGCCACGAGCUGCAUAUGGAGACAGGAAUACUGUGACUGUGAUGCAGGGAGCCAGUCAUGUGGCUCUUGAUUUUUCAUCUAGAGUGAUUGACUUUGUUUGUACAUAUGAUGACGAUGAAGCUGUUUCAUUAAUUGUUUUACUGGAAGAAGAGAUAACAGCUUUUGAUUUAACUCACGGGAAGGUUCGGGAGAUUCCAAGACCUUACCUUUGCAGUUUACAUGAAUCACCACUCACUGCGAUAUAUCACUGUGCUGAUGUUCCCGAAGAUUUCUGGGAGAGUCUAGAACAUUUUGCAAUUCAAAGAUUGUCUGCAGGAACAAGAAUGUGGCCAGUGACAGGAGGAACAGCUGUUCCCAGUCAGACUGAACCAUCAAAGGACCUUAUCAUUACAGGUCAUGAAGAUGGCAGUAUUCGUUUCUGGGAUGUUUCAUCUUGUUUUCUUGGACCUCUUUACCGACUGUCAUUGAGUGCUCUUUUCUCUAACAUGGAUAGUGUCUAUACAGAUGAGCUUGAAGAAAAGCCAGAAAUUGAAUGGCCGCCAUUUCUUAAAGCUGGGAGCUUUGAUCAGUUUGCUGCAGACCAAACACUAGCUGUUGUUGAUAUCAAUUUUUGUCCACAAUCACGAAUUCUGACUGUAGGAGGUUAUGGUGGGUAUGUUGUCGUGGCAACAUUCAACAGGAGUAUUCGGCAGCAUGAGAUGACUGUUAUUGAUGUGAAUUUCUCACCUGGUAAUCAACUUAUUCGGAAAACUAUGAAUUCUCUGAGCUGUAGGACUGGAGUAUUAACUAUGAAGCCUGGCUUUCAGCCUGAGCAGUGUAUCUUAUGCCGGCCAACAAUGCCAGUGACAAAAGUUGAAGUCUCUUCAGACUGGGGACUGCUUAGUGUUGGUACCAGUCGUGGAGUGGCUCUUAUUGAUUGCUACCAGAAACAAUGCAUUCUAGUCAAGUGUACUGUUACAGAAGAUGCUCCCGAACGUUCUCUUUGGCGUUUUCAGUCUCUGCGUAAGUCUAUGAGAAAUUCCUUUCGCCGCUUGCGAAGUCAGGUUCGACGAGGCCAUGGACGAGGCCAAGGAGAUGGUGACAAGCGUGCUACUGAGUCACAGGGAACUUUGCCAAAUGGACAAAGGCAACGACAGCGGAGAGUACCAAUGGCUACUGUUAGAAAUGUGGAACAGGAGGAGAGAGACAAGAACAAGGGAAACGGGGUCAGAAGUCUUCAUUUUGCCGACACAUUUGCAUAUGGUCCCUCUAGCUUUCCAUCACUGUGGGCUGGUACUACAUCUGGAAACCUACUGUCGUUUCAUAUUCAUUUUCCUAGUAUGCAGCAGAGGAAAUCUGAAUUGCUGUGGGCAGAACAGACAGCCAAAGAAUACCACCUACAGCAUGGAGGUGCAAUACUUCAAGUGGUUGCAUUGGAUCACCAGGGCAGGCCAAUGUCCUUUCAUAUGACUACUGGUCCUGAUAUGACUGCGCCUCAUUUCUUUCUUAUUGUCACUAAUGAGCAGCUAAAGGUCAUCUCUUUACCAUCGUACAAGUCUAAAUAUAAACACAAGGUGACAGAUAUUAAUGGUGCAUUAUACCAACACAGUCAGGUUGUGAUGACAAAAUCAGGUGACUGCUACUUGGCUUGUCUUACUCAGAAAGGAGAGCUGUUGGCCUACUCUAUCCCUGAACUUCAACUUCUGCAUCGAUGUCCUCUUUUAGAAGUAGAUGAUGGCAGAGGUAUUCACAAAUUUGUCUUCACUGAGAAUGGUCAAGCAUUUUACAUGUCGUCUCCCAGUCAAUUGCAGCGUAUAACACUGCAUUCUGACACAGUGGUUAGACCUUUGUGUACACUGAACCCUUCUCGGCAGCAAUCGCUGGUGACAUUAUCUCUACCAGUAGACAUUCAUUCCACACAGCAAGAUCGAUCAAAGGUAUCUGAUCAAGACAUAACUGAUUUUUAUGCUGCUCAAGUAAGGUAUUCAGAGAAAGAGUCUGCGUUUGUAGAUGACAUGAUUGCUGGCAAGACUCCAUCAAGUCAAAGUGAUGUUAGUCUUGAUGAUGAUGUACAGGAAGUCAGCAUUGAUGUUGCUAUCAAAGCACAAUCGAGAUGGAGUCACAAGUCUCCUAACUCAUCAGUGUCAGAAGGACGGACUAAUAGAAAUGGACAAAGUCAACCAGCAAAGUCUUCAAGGCCUUUGUCUGCAAAUGGUACCAUUCAGUAUGCAGAGCCUCCAGAAGGAUAUCAUAAGCCUCUGACAAAAGCUGUCUCACAACCACCUCAGCGAACGGUUUCUACUGCUGGACAGAAGAAGAGUUCCUUUGAUCAUCGAGAGGAACUUCGUGAACGUGGAGAGAAAUUGCAAGUUGUUGCAAGAACAGCUAAGCAAACUGCAGAACAUGCUCAGUCUUGGUCAGACAACACAGCAGCGCUGGUCGCUCAACAAGAGAGGAAGCCGUGGUGGAAAAUUUAGUAGGCUAGUGAUUCUUAUUUUAAAUAAAAUUUUUGAGGUAGAAAUAUAUAGUGUAUACAUAUAUAUUAUAUGUAACUACUUUUCCGUGCGUACAACAUACUUGAGCUAUCAGACGUCAUAGUUUAGUUUGUGAAAUAGAUGUGCCGGUCUUUGAGGAAGUUAGCUCAACUAGAGCCACGCGUAAUGCUCUAUCAGAGCGAUUUUGUAUUUGUGUUCUGAUUUUCGUACGUCUUCAGAUUAAAUUGAGAUUGAGUACAUGUA
Messenger RNA from Corticium candelabrum, 3735 nucleotides. Its product is annotated as LLGL scribble cell polarity complex component 2-like. Gene Ontology annotation, molecular function: myosin II binding; syntaxin binding; GTPase activator activity. The transcript is spliced from 27 exons. Gene Ontology annotation, cellular component: cytoplasm; cortical actin cytoskeleton; plasma membrane. The record is from RefSeq and is a predicted model, not a curated record. NCBI's taxonomy places the organism in Eukaryota, Metazoa, Porifera, Homoscleromorpha, Homosclerophorida, Plakinidae. The coding region runs from base 127 to 3474 and encodes 1115 amino acids. Gene Ontology annotation, biological process: cortical actin cytoskeleton organization; regulation of protein secretion; establishment of spindle orientation.